Molecule: messenger RNA, 1795 nt
Organism: Brassica oleracea var. oleracea
Lineage: Eukaryota; Viridiplantae; Streptophyta; Magnoliopsida; Brassicales; Brassicaceae
Product: protein DGCR14-like
Exons: 1
Coding region: 84-1565 (493 amino acids)
Cellular component (GO): catalytic step 2 spliceosome
Source: RefSeq, a predicted model, not a curated record
AAUCCUCGCCGACGCAUUCAUCUGCAAUCAUCGGGUUAACCCUAAUUCUCCUAUUCUCCGAUACGUUUGUUUCCCGAUUCGAGAUGUUUCUAUCGCCUGGCCACUCUCCACGUCAUCUAUCUUCUCCGACGCCGUCUUCUAACGCCGACGAUGGUCUCCGAUCGACCCCUCGCAUCUCCUCCUCCUCCUCCUCCUCGGAGAUCACGCCUAGAAAGCGGAUGAGAGUCCUCGACGAGGACGCUUACGUCGAAGCGAUCGAGAAGAUCAUCGAGCGAGACUACUUUCCGGAUAUAACGAAGCUCAAAGACCGGCUCGACUGGAUCCAGGCGGUUAAAACCCGUGACCCGGUCCAGAUCCGAGACGCUCAGCUGAAGAUCAUCGAGAGGCGUGGGAAGAAGGCGAAUCAUAACGGUGGGGACACGGUGGGUAAGACUCAGACUCAGACUCCUGGAUCUACUUUCUUGAGAAACUUCACUCCUUUAGAUGAGUUUGAUGGUAAAACCCCUAGAGAAGAAGUAGAAGUAGUGGUUGCCGAUGAUGGUGUUGAAGAUGUAGAUGUUAACAUGUCGUUAGAUGAGUUCUUUAGGAGGUACACUAGCGAGGAUAACGAUAGCUUUUCCAAGAUUCUUGAGAAGGUUAAUAAGAGGAAGAAGGAGAAGUAUAACUAUCUCCUUGAAGGUGAGAAUAAGGAUGUUGAUUUGAAGAGAGAUAGGAUCACUGACGGUUACGGUACGUCUUAUCAGCCGCCGAGUACUUUAGAAGGAUGGAAAUACACACCGAAGAAUCUCCUCAUGUACCAUCCGGCUGACCGCGGCGAGGCGGCAUUAACUGAAGAGGAGAGGGCUGUGAGGUUAGCUGGGUUGACGAAAGAGAUUGCGAAAGGGAACACUCGUUUUCAAGGGAAGACGAUUGAUUCUAGGCCGAGGGAAGAUGGUUCUGUUGAGAUUCUCUACACUCCUAUCGCGGGCUCUUCACCUAUGCAGGUUAGGGAUAGAGACAAGUCUAAGAGGUAUGAUCUUGAUGAUCUGAGGAAAACGCCGAAUCCUUUCUAUGUGGAGUCGGAUAAAAGAGCGGGUAAUGGGUAUAGUUUUGUUAGAACGCCGUCUCCUGCACCUGGUCUUGAUGAAUCGCCGUUUAUAACGUGGGGUGAGAUCGAAGGGACGCCGAUGAGAUUAGACCCCGAGGAUACACCUAUCGAUAUUGGUGGUAGUGCUGAUGGACCUCACUAUAAUAUUCCAUCUGCGCCUGCGAGAGAUGUGACGGCUCAUUCUUUGUCGAGGGACGCGUCGAGGAAGCUGAGAGAGAGGUCGAACAGUAUGUUUAAGAAGCCUCCGUUGCCGUCUCCUCAUCAUCGGAGUGGGAGUGCGAGUCCGAAUGUUAGGACGCUUUCGCCGGCUGCUCAGAAGUUUUACAGACGGGCGAUAGGGAAAUCGUCUUCUACCGUUGAUGAGAGCCUUCGUGCGAGUUAUCGUGGAGCGAGUCCUGGUGGUGUGACUCCUAAGAGUGUGAGAAGUGCUUCUAGGUUCGGGAAAGAUAGGCUCACCUCUGGUUCAAGGUCGCCUUGAUUGUGCAAAUGUUAUAUGAUGUUGAAUACUUGUGGCAACAAAGGUACUUCUUCUUGUACUAGAUAAGCUGCUUGUGUGCCAAGUUAUGUUGACUCUUUUCAAAUGGAAUACUAUCUCUCCUCGCAUUUGUAAUUUUAAUUUCCACAGCUUCUCUUUUUUUCUUAGUAGCUCAUUUUAUACUCCCAGGCUGUAAUCGCUUACCCUACUUCAAUAUUACAACAUUAUCACAA